This is a messenger RNA of Mollisia scopiformis, 1833 nucleotides long. RefSeq lists its product as uncharacterized. Bases 151 to 1662 code for a protein of 503 amino acids. Lineage: Eukaryota; Fungi; Ascomycota; Leotiomycetes; Helotiales; Mollisiaceae. The record is from RefSeq and is a predicted model, not a curated record. The transcript is spliced from 4 exons.
AGCUUCUGCAGAGAAAGCUUCUUCCUCAUUCCACACAACCACUACCAACCCACGUCGAUGUUGUUCAGUCAAUCUCAAUCAUCCGCAGUCUUACGAGGCUCAAGCUUGAGAAGGCGAACGCGAUUAAAGAGUUAACAUCCGCCUGUCACGAUGUCGUCCGACUCGUCCACGUCUCCCACGUCUCCUGGCCGUCCAGUUGCUUCCGAAACUUCCAGUCCGCCCAUUUCACCACUGACUCUACCUGGCACCAACGACUCUUCCACGUCCUUCACAUCUGCGCGCCUUGAUCCGAUCAUCGAACAUGUCAAAGCAGAUCACGUCCAGCGAAACCCCAGCCUUCGCUAUCGAGUUUCAUCCUCGUCCAGCAUUUCCUUUAAAUCCAAUGGUGCCCAUAAGCCGACGGGGUCCACGAAAGCGAAGCCUCCAUCGCGAGUACGCGAGCGGUCUCCCCCUGCCGAAUCUAGAUUUCAGAAUCAUGUCUCGUUCGACAACUUUGCAGGUGGCGAGCCGACGGAGAAGAACACCAUUUCCUUCACUCUCAAUGUCAAGCACAAGGGCUACCAGUACAAGAGACGCUCUCGCACGUUCAUGGUUGGCAUAGAUGAGAAUGAUUACUCCGAUAUUGCCCUGACUUGGAUGCUGGAUGAAUUGGUGGACGAUGGCGACGAGGUUAUUUGCAUCAGGGUUGUCGACAAGGAUAGCAAAAAUGUCAGUGAUCGGAAUGUUGAACGUAGACAGUACCAGAAGGAUGCGAAGAAUCUGAUGGCACGAAUCCAAGAAAGGAGCGACGUUAAUAAGGCCAUCAGUAUUGUCUUGGAAUAUGCUGUAGGCAAGACUCAGAUCACUUUUGGGAAAAUGAUCCAACUCUACGAACCAGCAAUGCUCAUUGUUGGUACUCGGGGCCGAAGUCUCGGUGGCAUUCAAGGGCUCAUCAACCAACGAAAUUCCUUCUCGAAGUGGUGUCUACAAUACUCGCCCAUACCUGUCGUUGUAGUAAGGCCAACAGAGAAGAGGCUGAAGAAGAAGGAGAAGAGAGAGCAGGACCCAACUCGACAAGACUAUGCCAGGAUAUUGAAAGAGAGCGGAAUCGAAGAGCAUGAGACAGAGAUCGGUUCGAGAAGUAACAGCAUAUUCGAGGCAACCAAUGAACCGGAUGUCGAGGCACAUGAGGUGGCAGCCGCUCUCGGACUUCCAGCACAUUUUGACCCAACUCUAAAACCUCACAAUCCCGACAGCGAACGAAACAGCAGGAAGCUUAGCAAAGUCGAUUCAGAGAGAAACCAGGCCACAAAUAGCAGUCUAUCUCCUGACUCGAGGCCGUCUAGCCCAAGCGCAGUGAAGGAUAGUCCCAAGAUCCAAAUCGAAAGCUCUACCCUGAGUGGAGAGGAAAGCAGUGAAGGAGAGGAAGGCGAGGAAGAUGAGGAGGAGGAAGAAGGUGAUUUUGAUGUGGUUCCAGGUCAUACGUUAUUGGGUGACGAGGACGAAAUCUUCGAGAUCGAGAGGAAGAAGAAACUUCAUGCGAUGGAAGUUGGCGAGGCUGCUGCCCUAGCACGGAGCAGCAGGAAAAUAUCUGUCGGAAGUGCUGACAGUUCCGGAUCUAUACCUGGAGGAGCUCCCCUCGAUGAUGAUGCUGAUGGCGAUGCGGAUGACGAUAUGCGAUGAUUAUAAAUAUUCAUAGUACUUGAGCGGGCGUGCUGGUUCUGGCUGCAUGGAUGUCGGAACUACUGUCUUCUAAGGGGAAACGGCGUUUAUGGUAAGAGCGAGACUUUUGCUGCAUUAAGCGGUUCGAAUGUUCCUACAUGUGCUGGUCAUUGAGAUUCGCCAUGUGCAGGA